UCCCACACUACGUAGCCAGGCCGACAGAAAGUUUUUUGCUGGCUGGAAAACACGUAGCCAUCCCGGUAUGUUUGCGAACUAAAGGCAGUGGAAUUAUUUUUAUCACAGAUUUGGCCAUCAGGGGCUGAUUUGGGAUUUACAAUUUGACUUUGGAUGGAGUUUAUUUCUUUAUUUCGCGCAGUCCAGAAUCACUACAGAAGCACUGACGAGGAUCGGAAUUUACCGGUGACAAGUUUGUGAGGAGUGAAAAAGUGAAAAGAGGGAUCCACUCGUUGCCACCAUAAAAGAGAAAGGGAAGAUUUACAGUGUUCGGUCGAUAAGAAAGUUCCUGGAUUAAAGAGACAGUUCUUAUUUACCCUCUUUUGAUUUCUUCCUUUAAGAACAGCUCCAACUAUGGCGAAAAAGUAUGAUUUCCUAUUUAAACUGUUACUCAUCGGGGACAGCGGUGUGGGAAAAACAUGUCUGAUCAUACGUUUUGCUGAGGACAAUUUCAACACCACAUAUAUUUCGACCAUCGGCAUCGACUUUAAAGUAAAAACAAUUGAGGUGGAUGGGAAGAAAGUGAAACUCCAAGUCUGGGACACAGCAGGACAGGAGAGGUUCAAAACUAUUACAACAGCCUACUACAGGGGAGCCAUGGGCAUCAUUCUGGUGUAUGACAUCACAGACGAGAAGUCCUUCGAAAACAUCCAGAACUGGAUGAAGAGCAUUAAAGAAAAUGCAUCUGCUGGGGUCAAUCGGAUGCUGCUCGGCAAUAAGUGUGACAUUGAGACAAAGCGGAAAGUUUCCAAAGAGACAGGAGAAAAGCUGGCAAAAGAUCAUGGUAUCAGAUUCUUUGAGACCAGUGCAAAGUCCAGCAUUAAUGUGGAAGAGUCUUUUCUGGCUUUGGCACGAGACAUACUGUAUAAAUCCAGCAAGAAGCCGGCCCAGACAAGCCGAGAGGUGAAAAUCACCAGCAGUACAGAGAAAAAGACCUCUAAGUGUGUUCUUCUCUAGAUAUGCCAAUAUAUCACACAGAAAUAUAAGAGCACAUCAGUGUUUUUAAGGAAAAACUGCAUAAUGGUUUGUGUCUCCAUCUGGUGGGCCAAAAGGUGAAUGCAUCAGAUGCUUCGAGUCUGUUCUUAUACCGAAGCAUUUCUUUUCUAUGUUUGGAACAGAUCUUCCACUGUGGCCAAAUUAAUUUAUACUUUUGCAAUAGUGUCUGUAUUCUAAACUAAACAUGUUUCCUGUGAUAUCUACUGUUUUUAAUGUCAUGAAAUGCCCUCCAGCUCCCUCCAUUAUCCACACAUCUGUUUCCACACUGUAUUUUUCUGUCAUAUAUCUUCAUUAUCGUUUAUGUACCAGCACCAUCUCUAAGGACCACAUCUGUGUUUUAAUGUAACUCUUUUGUUCCAUUCUUAUGUGUGUGCACCUGUAGUAGAUAUGUAUAGGAGCUCUGUGGCAGAGGAGGAGUUUGAUGUAAAAUCUUUGGACACAUGUACAUACAUGAUGCACUGGAAGUUCCACGUUGACCCAAUUAUCAUUUUUCAGCCCAAUCUCACCAGGAAAUGUGUGAUAGUUGUUUUUGUCCAUUGGUCCAAAGUGCAGUAGUGUCACAAUCCUUGGUUCUAAUUUGUUAGGUGGUUGUGUCCUGUUGGGGUGUGUCCAUGAGAAACAAAAGGAAUUAAGAUGCAUGAAUGCAUGUUGAUUUAAUUUAAGUUAAUUCCUUUUUUAUUUAACUCAGACUGCACAGUAAUUUUGUGGUUAGUACUGUUAGCUCACAGGCAGAAGGUCCUUGCUUUAAACCACAGCUGGGGCUGGUCUGUGUGGAGUUUGCAUGUUCUCAGCCUGUGUGUCGACAUGUGUGGGUUCUCUCAGAAUACUCUGGCUUCCUCUGACAGUAUGAAAAAAACUAAACAUGCACAUUAGCUUAAUUGGUGGUUCUACAUUGAUCCUAGGGGUGAGUAGUUGUUUGUCUCAUUUCUCUAUGUGUUGGCACUGUGAUUGUGUGGUGACUUACCACCUAAUCCUACCCAUCUGCCAGUAGGAGUGCAGUAAAAAUAUUGGGAAUGAUGUGUCAGAGGGGAAAAGUGUAAAACUUCAUGCAGAAUGAAUCUUGAACUCAUUUUAAUCUUACGUAUUUAAUUCGAUGCCAUCUCUGACAUGAUGGUGCUCAGAGUGCCACACAUUUUGUGGAAAUAGUGCCUUUCAUCAUCCUUUACUUUCUUACUCUCCACAAACAUUUGUGACCACACUACUGUAACAUUUAAAAUACAAUUUAUAGGUCUUUAUUGUGAACUGUUUUGCACUGUGGACCAGUAUGGCCAUUUCACAUUCUGUCAUGACAUUGGGUUGGAUGCAUUUAGUUAGGGGUCCAUGUACACUUCAAAUAUUGUGUUAUAUAGUUUAAGCGCAAACAGGAAAUACUAAAACUGAAAUGUUUUUGGUUAACAGUAGAUGCUGUAUUUGUCUAAUACAUCACAAAGAAGACACUCCAGUCCUACAUAUGACACAUUUUGUUGCCAUGCAGAUACAUUGUAAAAAUGCCCUCGACUUGACACUCUGCAUUAAAUGUUCAUGUUACGUCUGUCACCAGUUUCUGCUCCAUUCAGCUGAAUCCAAUGGGGAUAAAAUACCAUUAAAUUUAAAACAUCCUAAGUUUAUAACAUGGAGGCAUCCUGGUUUCAGUCUAAACAUUAAAAAUAAAUAUUUAAUGCUAAUGAAUAUGAGAUGGCCUUCAGUGGAAUCCACAAGACACUUUGUGGUGAACUCGUCUGGUUUUACUUGAUGAAUGGAUUGAGAAUGUUGAAGGUGGAGAAUAGACAUAAGUGCAAUAUGAGGAGUUGAGUGAUGAGAUGAAAGAAGAAUGAGUAAAGCAAGUGAAUAAACAGGAUGUGAGAGCCAAUGAGGUAGCACUGUGCACACACCCCACACUCUGAAAUGAUUUAGUGGAUCUAACCUUUUAUCUGAAGUGCCUAAGCACCACCACUCAUUAGCUACAUCUGGCAUGUCAACCUGCUCAGGCAAUUUUCCGAUCAUUCAAAAUGACUCUGAUUGUAGUUUUUCCAUCUGAUCCUGACAGUUUCUUUCUUUUUUUUUUUUUUUGCACACAGACACGUUGAAUUUUCCUAUAUUCCCUUCAUACAAUGGAAUUUGUUUUUCUUUCUAGACUUGGCUAAAAUGUUGUAUGUAGUUUACAGGCCUGGUGUUUGAUAAAUAAAAAUAAAAAAAAAGGAAA
Melanotaenia boesemani (Boeseman's rainbowfish) is the source of this 3217-nucleotide messenger RNA. RefSeq names its product RAB13, member RAS oncogene family (gene rab13). Gene Ontology annotation, molecular function: GTP binding; GTPase activity. The coding region runs from base 394 to 996 and encodes 200 amino acids. The record is from RefSeq and is a predicted model, not a curated record. Gene Ontology annotation, biological process: protein localization to plasma membrane; regulation of exocytosis; cellular response to insulin stimulus. The transcript has 8 exons. NCBI's taxonomy places the organism in Eukaryota, Metazoa, Chordata, Actinopteri, Atheriniformes, Melanotaeniidae. Gene Ontology annotation, cellular component: synaptic vesicle; trans-Golgi network transport vesicle; endosome.